AUGCGCUGCGCCAGCUUUUCUCCGGACAGCACGCGCAUCGUCACGACCAGUGCGGAUUGUAGUGUGCGCAUAUGGCAGCUCAGCGACAAAAGUACCGAGGCGCCCACGCUGGUGAGAAUCUUGCAGGGUCAUUGGGGAUGGGUCAAUACCGCUUUCUUUUCACUGGAUGGAAACCUGGUGCUAUCUGCGGCAGCCGACAAAACGGCCAAGAUUUGGUGCGCGCACACAGGAGAUUGUUUGAAGACCUUUGAGGGUCACUACGUCCCUGGGCGAAGGGGACAGUUGAUGAGCUUUGCUCCGAACAUGUCGACACGUGUCGACACUAUAGGCCAGAACUUGACGAACAGGCCCAGCCUGCUGCAAGCGUUUGCAUUUCUGUGGGUUGCAUUGAGGUAUGUCCUGACUGCGUCUUCCGAUUGGACUGCAAAGUUGUGGAAAUUCGGCAGCGGCGAAUGCAUCCAGACGUAUCGGGGCCAUGCGCAGUGGGUCAACAUGGCCAACUUCGCAGCAAACGAAGAGAAGAUCGUGACCUGCUCUAGAGACUGCACAGCACGGCUUUGGAUGACACAAAGUGGCGACUGCCUCAGAGUCUUCGAGGGUCACAAAGACUUCGUGAUGUGCAGCCUGGUCAUAGGUUCCGCCCCUCGAGACCGUUGGCAGGUACGCUGCAGCCGACGAUUGACUGAUGCAUCUGACGCUGAAAAACACAUACCCGGUCGCAGUCGAAUGGGUACUGCGGCCAUGUAA
Cladocopium goreaui is the source of this 747-nucleotide messenger RNA. NCBI's taxonomy places the organism in Eukaryota, Dinophyceae, Suessiales, Symbiodiniaceae. The record is from the annotation of a GenBank genome assembly.